Messenger RNA from Iphiclides podalirius (scarce swallowtail), 219 nucleotides. Lineage: Eukaryota; Metazoa; Arthropoda; Insecta; Lepidoptera; Papilionidae. The record is from the annotation of a GenBank genome assembly.
AUGGAGAAUAGCCGCUCGGAGUACGUGACCGCUUCGUACCUAAGGAAAUUAUCCAACGAAUCGAUCCCGCCUACUUGGCUUAAGAACAAACGCACUGCAUUCGCCGAAAAGAGUAUCGUUGCGCCCGACGAUGCAUUCCAACGAGUUAUGAACGCAAACAUUGGAAACGACAAAAAAAAAAUUGACGGUCAACCAAAUUUGCACAUCGGCCGCGCAUGU